CAACAUCUCACUCAGCCUUUUCAGAAUUGGUGUUAUCCAUUAUCUGAAUACCUCUUAUAACGGUAAAAGUGAUGAAAAUGGUUGAAAAAAGAUUUCGGUUCUAAAAGCGAUUCGAUGAAUAUACUUCUCUUCCUUUUCUUCAUCCAACAUUUACUUAACUAUGAAAAAGAAAAUGACUGAGGAUGAUGAAGAUGAUGAGGAUAAAAAGAGGAAGAUGAUGACGAUGAUGAUAUUGAUAUGGAAUUAGAUUUAAUCAUUCACCAAUGAACCGUGAAAAGAUUAAAGUCCAUUUAUCAUCUUGUAUUUUUUUUAAUAGAUUUAAUCACCUCGUUAAUUUUUUGUUUGUUUUCAUUGUUUAAUCUGAUUUUAAUACAACCGAUUAGAUCAAAUCGAAAAGAAGAAGAAGAAGAAAAAAAUAAUAUUGAAAAACAAAUAAUAAUUAGUAACCAAUGGGUCGAACUCUUCCGGUUCCGGUGGCCUGUGAGGUUUGUGGUGAUAAAUCAUAUGGUAAACAUUAUGGUGUCUAUUGUUGUGACGGUUGUAGUUGUUUCUUUAAGCGAUCCAUCCGCAGGUCAGCCGUUUAUCGGUGCAUUGCAGGAACAUCUAAUUGUAUCAUUGAUAAGGCUCGACGAAACUGGUGCCCUUAUUGCCGUCUACAGAAAUGUUUCAAGUGAAUAUGAACAAAUUUGCCGUUCAAGAGGAACGAGGUCCAAGGAAAAAUAAAAAGGUCAAAAGUGGACUGACCAAAGGAGCUUCUGGAACAUCGUCAUCACCAUUACCGAUAUCAACAAGUUCAUCUAAAGGAUCAAAGUUAUUAACGAAUCAACAAUCAUCAUCAUCAUCAACAGAUCAACAGUCAUCACCUUCUCCAUCAAUUAUAUUAAAUCCUCAUCCUCAUCAUCAUCAUCAUCAUAAUUAUCCUUCAUCUCAUAAUGUUCAAUGUCCAAUAAAACCAUUGACCAAAAGUAUUCUUGACUCGUGUCGAUCAAGUAAAUUGAUCAAACCAAUGGCACUUCCGUUUUCAUGUUUACCUGGUUCCGGUUAUCAUGGUUUCUCUCUCAAUAAUUCAUCAUCAUCUUCAACCUCAUCUCCAUCAACAUCCUUACCUUUAACAUUAACCGAUUUAGGAUUAAACAAACCAUUUAAUUAUCGAUCCAAUUUAGAUUGUUAUCCCUUCAGGUCAACACUAAUCCCGACUACGAUUUCGGGUUCACCUUCACCAGCAACGGCAUCAGUUGCUGCCGCUGCCGCUUGGUCACUAUCAACUAAAUUGUUAGCAGCUAAUUAUCAAAUUGCUUCGUUAAGUUCACUGCUUCAUCAUCAUCAUUAUCAUCAUUCAUCAUCUAAUUAUGAUCAACAGAAUCAGUCUCAACUUGGACGAUAUCCUUUUCUGUCACAUUCAAACUCUGUUUAUCCAGGAUUAUCUAAUUAUCCUUUACCUUCAUCAUCUUCAUCAACUGUUAAUCCAUUGUCAAAUAGACAAUCAUUAGAAACUGGAUUAACAUAUCCUUAUUUUGAUUCCAAUUUAAAUCUCUAACUAAUCAACUUUUAAUCACCUAAAGUUACAAAU
Molecule: messenger RNA, 1570 nt
Organism: Panonychus citri (citrus red mite)
Lineage: Eukaryota; Metazoa; Arthropoda; Arachnida; Trombidiformes; Tetranychidae
Product: putative protein TPRXL
Exons: 4
Coding region: 662-1537 (291 amino acids)
Source: RefSeq, a predicted model, not a curated record